AUGGAGUUACUAUUUACACAAGACCAAAUCAAUAACCAAUGCAAUGAUACCUUCCUAGCCAAAGAAAAACAGUACUUACAAGAUCUGGAACGAUGGUCCCUCAUUGAAGAGAGUGUACUACAACAAAAAGCUAGAGCACAUUGGAUAAGAUCGGGAGAUGGAAAUAAAAACUAUUUUUCAGCUAUGAUCAAGGAAAGGACUCACAGAAAACAGCUCCUAGAAUUAACCUCUCUAUCAAGCAUCAAAUUGACUAUACCCGCAGCUAUAAAGAAGGAGAUAACCGAUUUCUAUAAGUCUCUCAUGGGAACUGCUAAUCAAGCCCUUCCUACAGUAAAUAUAGAGACAAUGAGGAAAGGCCCAGUCUUGUCACAUGCUCAGGGGAUUGAGUUGUGUAAAGAAAUCACUGAGGAAGAAAUCUGUGAGGCAUUACAAUCCAUAAAUGAUGACAAAUCUCCAGGGGUAGAUGGAUACAAUGCUUUCUUUUUCAAGAAGUCCUGGAAUAUAGUUAAGACAGAAAUAAUUGCUGCCAUCAGUUGA
This is a messenger RNA of Lycium barbarum (goji berry), 537 nucleotides long. RefSeq lists its product as uncharacterized. Bases 1 to 537 code for a protein of 178 amino acids. The record is from RefSeq and is a predicted model, not a curated record. The transcript has a single exon. NCBI's taxonomy places the organism in Eukaryota, Viridiplantae, Streptophyta, Magnoliopsida, Solanales, Solanaceae.